AUCCAUCCAGCGGCAUCCCAUCUGCAUUCGCUCUCACUGUCGUCGGUUUCGCGGCUGCCUAUCGUCGGAUUGGAAGCAUCACUUUUUCGGAUCAUCAGCUCAGAUGAUGCAGCAAGCGUCGCGACUACGGGCCGAACAACCCCACUGAAAAGUCGGUGUCGUUGGAAUAGAAAGGAAGCCAGCCAGAGAGCAGUAAAAAGCCAUAGGCGUCAUCCUUCCCCUGUCACCAUUCACCACCACCACUCAUUCCAUCCCGCCUUGUCAAUGAUAAUUCCCAGGCGGACGGAGAGAAACGGCAUCGCCUCCCCGCCCCGCUUCAACAAGAUCAGAGUAGAAAACAAAUUUACUAGACACGGAGCCAAUGAGGGUGCAGAGCCGGACAUACUUCUCAGAUUGUCGCCUGCAGGUUGGCAUGAAGAAAUGGGUCUGAACCAUCACCGCUCUUUAUACCGGCUUGCUUGCAAACGGGCUUGGCUUUCCAAUUGCCGCCUCUCCGACCAGGUCCGGAAUAAUGAGGCGAGUUUGCGUUGGAGGGUCAAAUCCAUCGUGAUCGGUGCACUACUAAAGUGAGGCGCCAAGCGCACGCAAGACCGCCGACAGUCAAGCCCCUUUAUUCGUGCGCGGUCUUGGAUAAUGAUCCAGCCACAUUGUCUGCUCCCCCUCCGUUUUGGUCGACUGCUUCCCUGG
Aspergillus costaricaensis CBS 115574 is the source of this 687-nucleotide messenger RNA. RefSeq lists its product as uncharacterized. Lineage: Eukaryota; Fungi; Ascomycota; Eurotiomycetes; Eurotiales; Aspergillaceae. The record is from RefSeq and is a predicted model, not a curated record. The transcript has a single exon. Bases 265 to 570 code for a protein of 101 amino acids.